This is a messenger RNA of Fusarium vanettenii 77-13-4, 1476 nucleotides long. RefSeq lists its product as uncharacterized. The coding region runs from base 1 to 1476 and encodes 491 amino acids. NCBI's taxonomy places the organism in Eukaryota, Fungi, Ascomycota, Sordariomycetes, Hypocreales, Nectriaceae. The transcript is spliced from 2 exons. The record is from RefSeq and is a predicted model, not a curated record. Gene Ontology annotation, molecular function: transmembrane transporter activity. Gene Ontology annotation, biological process: transmembrane transport.
AUGAUUCAAGUUGAAAGGAGCAAGACGAAAGGGAGAUUGCCACCGCCUGUACACCCAGUCAUGGACCUAGACAAUGGAAUCGUUGGUUGGGAGAGCCAGCAUGAUCCUCAACAUCCCCUCAACUUUUCUCAGUCCCGAAAAUGGUUCAUCACCGGCCUCCUCUCCGCCAUCACCUUCAUGACACCCUUUGCAUCUUCCAUCUUGGCACCGACAAUCUCAUACGUUGCGGAUACAUACCACGAGACUGACCUAACUAAGAGUUCCAUGCCUGUUAGCAUCUUUCUGUUGGGUUAUGCUGUUGGUCCCCUUUUCCUCUCGCCCUUAUCCGAGAUCUACGGCCGACAUAUUAUCAUCACCGGUGCGAAUGCCUUCUUUUGCGCUUGGCUUAUUGGAUGUGCCCUCGCCCCAUCUCUCGACACUCUUAUCUUCUUCCGCUUCAUGUGUGGUCUUGGCGGUUCUGCUUCUCAGACUGUUGGAGGUGCCAUAGUCGCCGACCUUUUUCCUGUCAGUGAACGAGGCAAGGCCAUGACCCUCUGGAUGAUCGGAACCAUGAUCGGACCUUCGACUGCACCAGUUAUUGGCGGCUUCGUCGCUGAAACUAUUGGAUGGCGUUGGGUCAACUGGAUCACUUUUAUUCCUGCCACCAUCAUCGUCGUCGCCAUUGCCAUCCUGAGCUGCGAGACCAACCACCAAGUACUCAUCCGACGAAAGACAAGACGUCUUCGAAAGGAGCUCAACCGUCCAGAGCUACGCAGCUGCUACAUCGAUCCGUCCGCCCCUGUCCUAACUCGUCGUCGAAUCCUCCUCAACGGCCUCACACGACCCAUCCGUCUACUCUUUAGUUCCCCCAUCGUGUUUGGCGUGUCGCUCUACAUCGCCUUCUCAUACGGAUGUCUCUACCUCCUCUUUAAUACUAUCCCCAUGGUAUUCCAGGGCAGCUACAACUGGUCCAUCGGCAUAACAGGCAUCGUCUACCUCUCCCUUCUCAUUGGCUAUAUGGUCGGGCUGUCCGUCUUCUCAGCCUUGUCCGACAAGACGGUCGUCCGCAUGACAAAGGCCAACAACGGCGUCUACGAGCCCGAGAUGCGCCUCCCGGACUGCAUCUACUUUGCCUUUAUCUUCCCCAUAACCUUCUUCUGGUACGGCUGGUCCGCCGACAAGGCAGUUCACUGGAUCGUCCCCGUUAUUGGUCUUGUGCCGUUUGGCAUCGGCAUCGUGGGGACGUGGAUGCCCAUCCAGGCGUACCUGAUCGAUGCCUACGCCCAUUAUGCCGCCAGUGCUCUCGCCGCGUUUUCAGUCAUGCGCAGUGUCGUCGCUGCAUUUCUACCCCUCGCCGGACCAGAGAUGUUUACAUCUCUCGGCGUCGGCUGGGGUAACUCGCUGUUGGGUUUCAUCGCCAUUGCGUUGAUCCCCAUCCCCACGAUUGUGUACAAGUAUGGAGGCAGGAUACGGAAGAGGGAGAACUUUAAGUGGUAA